GCCCUUGAAGGUACCCUCUUCCAAGUUCAGGGUCCAAAGUUUACUAAGCUCUCCCUUUUGAGCACGCAGSGAUUACAUAUUAUCGUUAGAUUGUUAAAAUGGCCGAUCGUGAGUAUGCUAUCGUUGUGUUUGGGGCGAGUGGAUUUACGGGCCAAUAUGUGGUACGUGAAGUAGCGAAAAACAACUCGAAACGACAAUUGAAAUGGGCUGUCGCUGGUCGAAACAAGGAAAAAAUGACACAAAUAUUGGCAGAAACAGCUAAAGAGAUAGGGCGUGAUCUCACUGAGGAAGCACACAUUCUUGUUGCAAAUUGUAAUGAUGAAGAUUCACUUAAUGAAAUGUGUUCCAGAUCCAAGUUGAUACUAAACUGUGUUGGACCUUACCGUUUCUAUGGUGAAGCUGUUGUCAAGGCUGCAGUACAAAACAAGUGUCAUCAUAUUGAUAUCAGUGGCGAGCCAGAGUUCCUAGAAAGCAUGCAGUUGAAGUACCAUGACCAGGCAGUUCAAAACAAUGUGCAUAUUGUUGGUACAUGUGGAUUUGAUAGUAUCCCUGCCGACAUGGGAACAGUAUUUGCUAUUGAGCAAUUUCCAGGUAAACUGUGUCAUUUGGAAAGCUUCCUGGCAUUUGAUGCACCAAAGGGAUUUGUUGGACAUUAYGGCACAUACCAUUCMAUUAUCUAUGGUAUUGCCAGUGAUUUUGAGGGAAACCUGAAAAGAAUUCGUCRUCAAUUAUUUCCAAGUCGCMUGCCAACCUUUGGUCCUAAGCUCAAAAAGAGAGGUGCAGUAUUCUAUAGUAAUGAAAUGAGCAAGUGGUGUAUUCCAUUCAUGGGUUCUGAUGCAUCUGUUGUGCGACGGUCUCARCGACAUCGUGCUGAGGUUGUAAAGGAGGAUYCUAUCCAAUAUGGUGCCUAUGCMGUGCAGUCUUCUUUGUUUUCUAUYAUCAUGCUUAUGAUUUUUGGUUCUAUUUUUGCUUUGCUGUGUCGCUUCAAAUGGGGAAGAAGUUUGCUGGAAAAGCAUCCAAAGUUCUUUACUCUUGGUAUGUUCUCCCAUGAGGGGCCAACUAGGGAACAGAUGGACAACACAUCAUUCUCCAUGACUUUCUAUGGCUCUGGUUAUGGCAGAGGUGUGUCCACAGUGGARUCUGUUCCAACUCAGCUUGACAGUCAGAUAGUAUCCAAGGUUACAGGACCUGAGCCUGGGUACACAGCCACACCCAUAUGUAUGGURCAAGCUGCCUUGACUUUGCUUGAAGAAAAACUCCCUAACAAGGGAGGAGUUCUAACUCCGGCAGCAGCUUUCUCAGGAACAACRCUGAUUGACAGACUAAAUGCUAAUGGCGUCAAGUUCUCUGUCGUCAGUACUACAUUAGCUGAGUAGUAAAACGUCAUGAUACCAUGUGUGAUGAUAAUAAUUAUGACAUUACACCAUGUGAAAAUGUUUCAGACUAAGUUGUUUAAUAAUGAUAGCAUUCCUAAUCAAAGUUCUGCAAACACAAAAUCUCCAUAUAAAAUGAAUAGCAAUGUUUAAUAAAUCUUGUAAGAAAUCGCA
This is a messenger RNA of Exaiptasia diaphana, 1547 nucleotides long. RefSeq names its product saccharopine dehydrogenase-like oxidoreductase. Bases 99 to 1376 code for a protein of 425 amino acids. The transcript has 12 exons. Gene Ontology annotation, biological process: glycolipid biosynthetic process. The record is from RefSeq and is a predicted model, not a curated record. Gene Ontology annotation, cellular component: mitochondrion; lipid droplet; plasma membrane. NCBI's taxonomy places the organism in Eukaryota, Metazoa, Cnidaria, Anthozoa, Actiniaria, Aiptasiidae.